Rhipicephalus microplus (southern cattle tick) is the source of this 820-nucleotide messenger RNA. RefSeq names its product trypsin-1-like. The record is from RefSeq and is a predicted model, not a curated record. Gene Ontology annotation, biological process: proteolysis. Gene Ontology annotation, molecular function: serine-type endopeptidase activity. NCBI's taxonomy places the organism in Eukaryota, Metazoa, Arthropoda, Arachnida, Ixodida, Ixodidae.
ACGAGGAAGGAGCUCUUUCUCGCUUUGCUGAGAGUCGUUCAACGGCCUGUGUAACUCAAAGCCGAAAAUAGAGCUGAGAAGAACAAGCUUUCCAGACUGCACCUGGGAAUCCACUCGAACCAUGUUCGCGAUAACGACACUUCUGUUUGCGGCGAUUACUGGGAGCAUAGCGUGCGCCGAACAUAGGUGUGGUGUACGUGGCCGCAGUUGCCUCUCUGCGCAGCAGAGGAUCGUUGGGGGAGAAAGAGCCGAAAAGCUCGAGUUUCCCUGGCAGAUAUCACUACGCCGUAUGGUACCACAGAUCAACCUGGACCGGGGACACUCUUGCGGAGGCUCCAUCAUCAACAGCCGCUACGUCCUCACAGCUGCACACUGCAUCACAGGGCAAAUCACGUUCCCGACAGACUUUUUCGUUGUUGUGGGAGAGGAAGACAUUACCAGGAGGGAGAGCACCGACGACGUAAUCCAAGUGCUAAAGGUCACCAAGCACCCGCAGUGGGACAGAAACACGCUGAACUAUGACUACGCUCUUCUGGAGCUGAGCACUCCCCUGGAUUUCGAAGGGCGGCACAAGCACUUGAUGCCCAUUUGCCUGCCCGAGAAGGAUCAGGACUUCGAGGGACAAAACUGCACCAUCAGCGGAUGGGGACUCACCAGGGACAGAACGGAAGGAGGCAGGGUCCCGGCCAAAUUACAGAAGGCUGAUGUGCCCGUGCUGAAGCAUUCAACUUGCCGUGAGUUCUACGCGGGCUUCAAUCGGGUCCAGGAGGAUACCAUGAUCUGCGCUGGACUCGAGGAAGGAGGCCGCUCCGUGUGCCAG